GAUAAUAAAGCUUUUCAAGGCUGAGCACUUCCUUUUGCUUCACUUGCCUCAUAGAACUGUAGUUUUUUCUUUUACGCAAUUUUAGUGCCACAUUCUUCUCUUUGCAAUGGACAGACCGGUGAUAUAUGCUGAUUUAAACGUAUCCAGGAAUGCUGGCCUUGAAAGCUCAUCACCCCCAUCUCUUCCUCAGAAUGUUUGUCAGGGUCCACCUUGGCAUCAAUUUGCUCUGAAACUUGGUUGUGCUGGGAUUAUUCUUCUUGCCUUGACUGUGAUUGGACUGAGUGUUUCAGUGAUAUUCUUGAGACAAAAAUCAACAGAGAAAAGCAGCAUGGAUGCUCAAGAGAACAGGAAGGAAACAACAGAGAGACCAGUUCUGUUAAAGUGCCCAACAAACUGGCAACGAAUCCGAGAUAAAUGCUUGUUUUUUUAUGACACUUACAAACCUUGGAAUGACAGUCUAGCUGACUGUUUCACAAAAGAAUCCUGUCUGCUGCUUAUUCAAGAUCAGGAAGAAUUGAGGCUCAUACAAAACUGGAUAGACAAAGGAGCAAUUCUGUUUUGGAUUGGAUUAAAUUUUACAUUAUCAGAAAAGAACUGGAAGUGGAUAAAUGGAUCCUUUUUAAAUUCUCAUAUGUUACAAAUUACUGGUCACGCUGAAGAAAACAGUUGUGUUUGCAUCUCAAGAACACAAAUUCUUUCCGAGAACUGUGCUACAGAAAAUAAAUGGAUCUGUCAAAAAGAACUAAAACCUGUCAAAAAUAAAGUAUGUUCUGCCACUUGACUACA
This is a messenger RNA of Delphinapterus leucas (beluga whale), 786 nucleotides long. It is a transcript of the gene KLRB1, whose product is annotated as killer cell lectin like receptor B1. Gene Ontology annotation, biological process: regulation of natural killer cell mediated cytotoxicity. The record is from RefSeq and is a predicted model, not a curated record. NCBI's taxonomy places the organism in Eukaryota, Metazoa, Chordata, Mammalia, Artiodactyla, Monodontidae. Gene Ontology annotation, cellular component: cell surface; plasma membrane. Gene Ontology annotation, molecular function: signaling receptor activity.